Messenger RNA from Pundamilia nyererei, 7741 nucleotides. It is a transcript of the gene myo18ab, whose product is annotated as myosin XVIIIA b. The coding region runs from base 206 to 7669 and encodes 2487 amino acids. Gene Ontology annotation, cellular component: myosin filament; myosin II complex; cytoplasm. NCBI's taxonomy places the organism in Eukaryota, Metazoa, Chordata, Actinopteri, Cichliformes, Cichlidae. The record is from RefSeq and is a predicted model, not a curated record. Gene Ontology annotation, biological process: actomyosin structure organization. Gene Ontology annotation, molecular function: ATP binding; cytoskeletal motor activity; actin filament binding. The transcript is spliced from 45 exons.
UGGAAUGGGAGCAGCCUGCUAUCACAACCAGAGCCUGAAAGCUUGUUUCUGUUCCCUACAAGCCGAGCUACACCCAUUAACAAGGGACUAGCGAGGCUUCGUUUGAAGUAUUGGAAAGCUCCUUUCCUCGCUGGAUCAUAGCAAACACACCUGACCUGAAGUCAGUUCAGCCAAAAAGGGAACACUAAGUUAAUUUAGUGCCACAAUGUUUAAUCUAAAGAAAAAGGAGAAGGAGAAGAAGGAGAAAAAGGAGAGGAUGUCUGCAGCAGAGCUGCGCAGUCUGGAGGAGAUGAGCAUGCGCCGUGGUUUCUUCAACCUGAAGAGGGAGUCGAAGCGGGAAUCCAGGAACAAGCUUGAGAUUUCCAACCCCAUUCCCAUCAAAGUGGCCAGCACCAGUGAUCUCCCCCUCACUGAUAUUGAAUUAGAUGGCUUGAGUAACCGAAGCAGCAUGAUCCUGGAUGACCAACUAAGCAUUGCCAGCUCCAAUGAUGAUCUGAAGGGUGAGGGUGGAGGAGGACAGGAUGGACAACGCAGCUCAGUGCGAGAUCGAGUUGCUCACUUUGGUUCACUUGCCAAGCAGAACUCUACACAGAUGAUGAAACGCUUCUCCUUUUCCCAGAGAAGCAAAGAGGAGAGCCCUUCAGAGGGAUCCACCCCUUCAGGCCAGAAUUCUGCUGCCCCAUCCCCACAGGUGGAGAGUAAAGUUUUCAGCAUGCUCCGCAAGCACAGCCUCAAGCAGCAGCCUGGAGCAGAAGCCCCCAAAAGAAUCUGCAUUCCCGAAGUGGUCGAUAAAACCUUCCCUGCACAACUCCAGCUGCCAGCUGUGGUUGCUCCAAGUCCACCUGAAACCCGUGAACUGGAACUCCAGCGCCGUAACACUGGUGACUUUGGAUUUUCUUUGCGUCGCACUACAAUGCUGGACCGCAGCCCUGAUGGAGGGGUGUACAGACGUGUGGUUCACUUUGCAGAGCCUGGUGCAGGCACUAAGGACCUGGCACUGGGCCUGGUGCCAGGCGAUAGGCUGGUGGAGAUAAAUGGACGAAAUGUGGAGAAUAAGAGUCGAGACGAGAUAGUGGAGAUGAUCCGUCAGUCAGGAGACACGGUGAGGCUGAAGGUGCAGCCAAUACUGGAGUUAAGUGAGCUGAGUCGCUUCUGGCUGAGGAACACCGAGGGGCUGCGCAGGGAGGCCAGACUGGGAUCAGUAGAAGAGGAUCUUAUUGCUCUCCAAGCAUCUCAUGCUGCAGCUAAGCAAUCCCAGGUGAAGACUGAGGAACAGAUUGCAGCAGAGCAGGCCUGGUAUGAAUCAGAUAAAGUAUGGCUUGUCCACAAGGAUGGCUUUUCCCUGGCCACCGUGAUAAAGACAGAAACUGGCUCUCUGCCAGAGGGCAAGGUAAGAAUCAAAAUGGAGCAUGACGGGACUGUACUGGAUGUGGAUGAAGACGACAUUGAAAAGGCCAACCCUCCAUCAUACGACAGAUCAGAAGACCUAGCUUCACUACUCUAUUUGAAUGAAUCCAGUGUAAUGCACUGCCUGAGGCAACGCUAUGGAGGGAACCUCAUCCAUACCUAUGCUGGACCCAACAUGGUGGUCAUCAACCCUCUCAGCAUGCCCUCCAUGUACUCGGAGAAGGUGAUGAACAUGUUUAAAGGCUGCCGGCGUGAGGAUUCAGCUCCUCACAUUUACUCUGUGGCCCAGUCGGCCUACCGCAACCUGCUCACCACCCGACAGGAUCAGUCCAUUGUGCUGCUGGGCAGGUCUGGUAGCGGCAAAACCACCAACUGUCAGCAUCUUGUCCAGUACCUGGUCUGCAUUGCUGGCAGCACAGGAAAAAUCUUCUCUGCUGAGAAGUGGCAGGCAGUCUACACCAUACUGGAGGCCUUUGGGAACAGCUCUACCACCAUAAACACAAAUGCCAGCCACUUCUCUCAUGUUGUUUCCUUGGACUUCGACCAAGCUGGGCAGGUGGCCUCUGCCUCCAUCCAGACAAUGUUGUUGGAGAAACUGAGGGUGAGCAGACGACCUGAGGGGGACUCCACCUUCAACGUUUUUUACUACAUGAUGGCUGGAGCCGACAGCAGUCUCAGGACGGAGCUGCACUUUAACCACCUGGCUGAGAACAGUGCUUUUGGGAUCCUGCCACAGACUAAGCCUGAAGACAAGCAGCGAUCCUUGCAGCAGUUCACCAAGCUGCAGGCAGCCAUGAAGGUGCUGGGCAUCUCCAGUGAAGAGCAGAAAGCCCUCUGGCUUAUCCUCGGUGCCAUUUACCACUUGGGGGCAGCGGGCGCGACUAAAGAUGGAGAUGAAGUGGGACGUCGGCAGUUUGCUCGUCAUGAAUGGGCUCAGAAAGCGGCCUACCUGUUGGGCUGCACCUUGGAGGAGCUAUCUUCAUCUAUUUUUAAGCAUCAGGCCAAAGGACUGCAGCAUUCUACCUCAUUCAGAGGACCACCAGAUGAGGCUAGCCAUGGUGAUGGCUUAGGCCCUAAAGUCACAGCUCUGGAGUGUUUGGAGGCCAUGGCAUCAGGACUUUACUCUGAGCUUUUCACACUUGUCAUCUCCCUUAUUAACAGGGCCCUGAAGUCUAGUCAGCACUCUCUGUGUUCUCUGCUGAUCGUUGACACUCCGGGUUUCCAGAACCCUCGGCUGGCUCAUCAGCAGAGGGGAGCCACUUUUGAAGAGCUCUGUCACAACUACACCCAGGAGAGGCUACAGACUCUGUUUCAUGAACGGACCUUUGUCAAGGAAUUGGAGAGAUACAAGGAGGAAAACAUAGAACUUGCUUUAGAUGACAUAGAGUCCAACACCUCACUGUCUGUAGCAGUUAUUGAUCAAGCCUCAACCCAAGCUCUGGUUCGUACUCUAGCCAGGACAGAUGAAGCUCGAGGCCUUCUGUGGCUCAUGGAGGAGGAAGCUGUUCAGCCAGGAGGUUCAGAGGAAACCAUGCUGGAGAGACUCUUCAGCUACUAUGGCUCUGCACAGGGAGAAAACAAAGGAGCUAAUCUACUUCUGCGAGGAGAGAAGCCCCACCUCUUCCUGCUGGGCCACAGCCAUGGGACCAAUUGGGUGGAGUAUAACACCCAAGGCUGGUUGAACCAUGCCAAGCACAACCCUGCUGCCCAGAAUGCUGCAACCCUGCUGCAGGACUCCCAGAAGAAGAACAUCAGCGCGCUGUUCAUGGGCCGGGCCAGUGGAGCCACCGUGUUGUCGGGCUCCAUCGCCGGUCUGGAGGGCAGCUCCCAGCUUGCCCUGCGGCGAGCCACUAGUAUGAGGAAAACCUUCACUACAGGUGUGGCUGCUGUCAAGAAGAAGAGUCUGUGUAUCCAAGUGAAACUCCAAGUGGAUGCUCUGAUUGACAUGGUGCGGCGUUCUAAGGUUCACUUCGUCCAUUGCCUACUGCCCAAAGUAGAGGCAGUAGGAGGAGGUGAUUACCGUAUGGCUCAUGGAGAGAGCCCUGACUCGGGUCUUAUGACUCUGGACGUGAGCCUCCUGAGAGCUCAGCUCCGAGGAUCCAAGCUGCUAGAUGCUCUGCGCAUCCACAGGCAAGGUUAUCCUGACCACAUGGUUUUCUCUGAGUUUCGAAGGCGCUUUGAUGUUCUGGCACCUCAUCUAACCAAGAAGUAUGGCCGCCACUACAUUGUCACAGAUGAGAAGAGGGCAGUGGAGGAGUUACUGGAGUCUUUGGAGCUGGAGAAGAGUAACUACCACAUGGGGCUAAGCAGGGUGUUCUUCAGAGCAGGGAUUCUGUCCAGACUGGAGGAGCAGCGAGAUUUCCAGACGAGGAGGAACAUUUCUCUCUUCCAGGCUGCUUGCAGGGGAUACUUAGCCAGACAGGCGUUCAAGAAGAGAAAGAUUCAGGAUCUGGCAAUCCGCUGCAUCCAGAAGAACAUAAAGAAGAAUCGUGGUGUCAAAGGCUGGCCAUGGUGGAAGCUGUUCACCACUGUCAGACCUCUGAUAGAGGUGCAGCUCACUGAGGAACAGAUCCGUGGCAAGGAUGAAGAGAUCCAGCAACUCAAGCAGAAGCUAGAGAAGGUAGAGAAAGAGAGGAAUGAGCUGAGACUCAACAGUGACCGUCUCGAGAGCCGGAUCACAGAGCUGUCAGCAGAGCUGGCUGAUGAGCGCAACACUGGGGAAUCUGCCUCCCAGUUGCUGGAGACAGAAACUUCUGAGAGACUGCGUCUGGAGAAGGACAUGAAGGACCUGCAGGCCAAAUUUGACAGCACGAAGAAAGAGAUGGAGUCUAUGGAGAUGGAGGUGAUGGAGGCUCGACUCAUCCGUGCUUCCGAACUCAGUGGAGAGGUGGAUGAUGAUGAGACAGGAGGAGAGUGGAAGCUGAAGUAUGAGCGAGCAAUCAGGGAGAUCGAGUUCACCAAGAAGAGACUGCAGCAGGAGCUUGAUGACAAACUGGAGGUGGAGCAGCAGAACAAGCGGCAGCUGGAGAGGAGGAUCAGUGACCUGGAGGCUGAUUAUGAGGAGUCUCAGCGAAAUAUCCAGCAGCUGAAGAAGAAAGCCCAGCGGCUGACAGCUGAGCUGCAGGACACUAAACUUCACCUGGAGGGUCAGCAGAGUCGCAACCAUGAUUUGGAGAAGAAGCAGAGGAAGUUUGACAGUGAGCUGAGUGCAGCCCAGGAUGAGGUGCAGAGGGAGAGAAGCCUGAGGGAGAAACUGGCUCGAGAGAAAGACGUGCUGACCGGAGAGGUCUUCGGCCUCCGGCAGCAGCUGGAGGACAAAGACCUGGAAGCUUGUGCAGUCAACCUGAAGCUGGAGCAGCUGGAGGCCGAGCUGCAGGAUCUCAACUCCCAAGAAUCAAAGGAUGAGGCAUCACUGGCCAAGGUGAAGAAGCAGCUUCGUGAUCUAGAGGCAAAGGUGAAAGACCAAGAAGAAGAGCUUGAUGAGCAGGCUGGUACCAUCCAGAUGUUGGAGCAGGGUAAGCUACGUCUUGAGAUGGAGAUGGAGCGCUUGCGUCAAACCCAUUCCAAGGAGAUUGAGAGCAAAGAUGAGGAAGUGGAGGAGAUCAGGCAGUCAUGUAGCAAAAAGCUAAAACAAAUGGAAGUCCAGCUUGAAGAGGAGUAUGAUGAGAAGCAGAAGGUGCUGAAAGAGAAGAGAGAGCUGGAGUCGAACUUUCUGUCUGUACAGGACCAGGUGAGAGGUGGUGACAUAGAGGUUGAAAAGCGCUUGAGGAAGGACUUGAAGAGAACCAAGGCUUUGCUAGCAGAUGCCCAGAUCAUGUUGGACCACAUAAAGAAUAACGCACCCAGCAAGAGGGAGAUCGCCCAACUCAAGAAUCAGUUAGAGGAGUCGGAGUUCACCUGUGCAGCUGCAGUUAAAGCUAAAAAGUCCAUGGAGGUGGAGAUUGAAGACCUACAUGUUCAGAUGGAGGACAUUUCCAAAACGAAACAGGCGCUGGAGGAGCAGCUGAGUCGUCUGCAGAGAGAGAAGAAUGACCUGCAGUCAAGAAUGGAGGAGGACCAAGAGGACUUCAAUGAGCUGAUGAAGAAACACAAGGCUGCUGUGGCCCAGUCAGCUCAGAACCUGGCUCAGAUCAGUGACCUUCAAACCCAGCUUGAGGACGCCCUAAAGGAGAAGCAGGAAAUUCAAGAGAAGAUGCAAGCCCUCCAGAGCCAGAUCGAGUUCCAGGAGCAGUCCAUGGUGGAGAAAUCCCUUGUCAGCCGGCAGGAAGCCAAGUGUCGUGAGCUUGAGACCAAGCUGGAGUUUGAGAAGACCCAAGUCAAACGCCUAGAGAGCCAUUUAGCUCGGCUUAAGGAGAACUUGGAGAAGCUGACGGAGGAACGAGAUCAGCGCAGCAGCAGUGAGAUUCGAGAGAAGGAACAAAACAAACGUCUCCAGAGACAGAUCCGUGACAUCAAAGAAGAAAUGGCUGAGCUGGCCAAAAAAGAAGCAGAGGCCAGCCGCAAGAAGCAUGAGCUGGAAAUGGACAUUGAGAGCUUGGAGGCUGCAAAUCAGAGCCUGCAGGCAGACCUUAAGUUGGCUUUCAAAAGGAUUGGUGACCUCCAGGCAGCCAUUGAGGAUGAGAUGGAGAGUGAUGACAACGAAGACCUUAUUAACAGUUUGCAGGACAUGGUAACAAAGUAUCAGAAACGAAAGAACAGAAUUCAAGGGGAUUCAAACACAGAUUCUGAGGUGGAGGAUCAUGUGGAAGGGGUGAAGUCAUGGCUGUCCAAGAACAAAGGUUCCACCAAAAAUCUCUCUGAUGACGGCAGUCUCAAAAGCUUCAGAAGUGCUGUAAAUGUAGAAGCAAAGGAAGGAAAGGAAUUGAAAGAGGGUAAGGAAUGGAAAGAGGUGAAUAAAGAAGGCAGAGAGGUAGAAACAAGCAGGCCAGUUUCAGUGAUGAGCUCCCUAAGCUACAGAAAACGAUCCAACCUCAGUAGCAAAGGAGAUGCCCUCUUCAGUCAGAAUGCUGAGUCAGAGGAUACGCUAUCCUUUCGUAAACCGAAACCCCAAGCUUCUGAUUUUCAGAAUGAUGCAUACUUAGCCAGCUCAAGGAGAAAGUCUCAGGUAUUGGAUGGCGUGAAUGACAGACAGUCAGUCAUCUCCCAAGCCUAUUCAGAAGCCAACAGCCAGGCUAGAAAAGGCUUGGACAGCCGCUGGAGCAACUUUAACGAAGAAUCAACCAUUUCAUUUACUGCACCAAGUCGGGCCUCCACAUUUCUUGGGUUAAACCCAGAGAAUGAUGCCAAGUCUAACGUCAGCUUAGGUCUGUCAAGCCCACUUGGACGCCAUCAAAGCACCUCAAGAUUAGACAAGGGUAGAGGGAGCCGUUCACAGUAUAGCAGUGGUCCCAGUAGCCCUUGCUAUAGCAGACGUUUUGGAGGUUGUAGUCCCGGAAGUGUUAGUCGGCCAGACUCAGUGGCUUACAGCUGCCGUCUUAGUGAGUUUGAUGUUGAUAUUGAUGAUAGUAGAAGUGUGGCCUUCACUGAGAGGUCAGCAUACAGUCCACACUCUUCAACUGGACGCAGCAUCUCCAUGCCACCACCACAAGUCAGAUCAAAUUUUGAAAACGACGCAGUUGAUAACUUGGAUGUCAAAACAGUCAGCCAUCGCAACUACCUUGACCCUGACCUGGAGAAAGCCAUCAAUGAAGUCCUGAGUUUUAAACCUAUCAAAUUCAAGCGCAGGACUUUGGAAGACUCUGACUGUGAAGAAGAAAAGUUCAACAAUAAUGAAGCUGACAGAAAAGAUACUCACCCUGUCAACAGCCUCAGACGCUCCGCAUCUGCCGCGGACUGCAUGAGACCAGCCAGUAGCCGCAGUAGCCGCCAUGGCCACAGUAGUAAAGGAAAGAGCAAGAAAAAGAAGAGAAGCCACAGCUCUGACUCUGACAGCUCAGAAGAUGGCCAUCGUCACAGAAGCAGCUCCAAGAGGAGAUCCAAAAAAUCUCAGAAAAAAUCCAAAAGGAAGGAUGAGUCUUUGUCUUCUUCCUCAUCUUCCUCAUCUUCAGAAUCAGAAUCCAGCUCUGAUGCCUCCACUAUUUCCUACCGAAGUUCCAGCAGUGUGAAAAGGGCACCAGCUCGAAAGGCUUCAAGUCCAGAAGUGGAUGAAGAAGCUGGGUCUCAGAGCAAGACUCAGCCCCUUAAUAAAAAGGAUGAGAAGAAGAGAAAGAAGAAGGUCGACAGCCUGAUGAUGAAGUAUUUAUACCGGCCGGAGAGUGACUGAUGCAAGCACCCGCCUAGCCAAAGACGCUACCUUUUCGAUAGAUCUGAUGAAGAGGAAGAAGAAGAAGAAAAA